UGGGCGGUGACAUCCUACUGUGCGGUGGAACUCAAUCGACUACUAGAUUAGACGAUAGACGACAUUAAUACUUAACAUGGCGGUCCGAAUGAUCUUUCAGGGACCAUAGAACACGCUGUAAUAGCAGCAUUAAGGAGCUUCAAAGAAGCAAGUCUAUCACCUUCGACAUCUAGAGAGACUUCAACGCCAAUCUGACCAGUAAAUGUUCUUUUAAAAUGUACUUAAGGAAGGGGAACACAGGACACAUCUGUAAAGUGGACAUUGACAUCUCAAGAUCAAAGUUUGUGCCUUUGACAAAUGAUGAAUUGGAUUCUACAAUUUCAGAAAUUAAAGCACAGCAUCCUCACUUGGGAGAGGUGAUGCUUAAUGGCCAUCUGCAUUCAAGAGGCAUUGUGGUGCAGAGGCAUCGCUUGCGGGAGUCAUUUCGAAGGGUAGAUGCAACUGGAGUUGAAUUGAGAAGAACAGGAGCAAUAACUCGAUGUGUGUAUAAUGUACCAUGCCCAAAUUUCAUCUGGCAUAUUGACGGUAAUCACAAACUGAUCCGAUGGAAACUUGUUGUUCGUGCUGCAAUGGAUGGUUACAGCAGGAUGGUCACAUUUCUACGUUGCUCUGAUAAUAAUAAGGCAGAAAGUGUUCAAGACCUUUUCAGCACUGCAGUAACACAGUUUGGUAGACCACUACAUAUCAGAACUGAUCUUGGCACUGAGAAUGCUCAGAUUUGGGCAGAUAUGUAUCAAAAUAGAGGGGAACCUGCAGUAUUAACAGGAAGCUCUGUACAUAAUCAGAGAAUUGAACGUUUCAACCGUGACCUCAACAGGAACUGCAGUCAUGUCUAUGCCCCAGUUUUUUAUGAACUGGAGAUGAUGCAUGUGCUGGAUGUAGAAAACAAAACAGACUUAUUUGCGCUUCAUUGUGUGUAUUAUGUUCCUAGAAUAAACCGAACAUUGGAAGAGUUCAAAGAAGGAUUUAACAACCAUUCCAUUUCGUCAGAGGGAAACAAGACUCCUCUUCAGCUUUACACAUUAGACAGACACCUGCUUUACCUUCAUCACCCUGAAUCUGCCUUUGAGAAGAACAGUGACAGUGGACGGAGCAGAGUGGAUCCACCACAAUCAUUUUUACCACAACAUGAUUCCUUUUGUCUGAGUAGACCAGAUUUAAAGGAGCUUUUGGACACGAUAAACCCUCUUGAAAAUGAUAACAACAAUGGAAAAACCAUCUUUCAGAGAGUACAGCAAUUUAUAUUUCAUAAAAAUGUAAACAAGUAAUUUUGUCUUUGAAAAUUCAGUGUUUUGGGUUGAAAAUAUUUAACUUAUAUUAAAUAUUUAAGGUUUGUGAAUAACAAGUUAACAUUUUCUUCCUGUGACUUAAUUGCAUAGUACCGAAUACAGCUCAGCUCAAUAGAGCAUUUAGUUCAUUAAAUGUA
Cyprinus carpio (common carp) is the source of this 1426-nucleotide messenger RNA. RefSeq lists its product as uncharacterized. Gene Ontology annotation, molecular function: nucleic acid binding. The coding region runs from base 216 to 1268 and encodes 350 amino acids. The transcript is spliced from 2 exons. The record is from RefSeq and is a predicted model, not a curated record. Gene Ontology annotation, biological process: DNA integration. NCBI's taxonomy places the organism in Eukaryota, Metazoa, Chordata, Actinopteri, Cypriniformes, Cyprinidae.